AUGGCUUUUACUGAUAGACCUACUUAUUCAAUUAAAGAUUAUCUUUGGUAUACACCAACAACAGCUGGUAGUAGUGCUUCUAAUCCUCAAAAUUCAUCUAUUCCUAGUCAAUGGUGGAAAAUAAAUGAUCAUGAUAUAAUAUUCUGGUGUGGUAAUAUGAAUUAUCGAAUCUCUCAACCUAAUGAACAAGUUCGUAAUGCAAUAAAUGAAUUCUCAACUGUUGCUCUACAAGAAAAAGAUCAAUUACGUUGUGAAAUGAAAUUAGAUCAUGUUUUUACUGGUUAUUACGAGCCACCUAUUAAUUUUCUACCAACAUAUAAAUUUGAUAUAAAUACGGAUAAUUAUGAUACAAGUGAAAAAAUACGUACAACAUCAUGGACUGAUCGUAUAUUAUAUCGUUCAAAACGUUUAAAAGUUCUUAAUGAUAAUCAAAAUGAAUUAAAAACAAUUCAAACAAUACACUAUUCAUGUGCAACAAAUAUUAAAUUUAGUGAUCAUCGUCCAGUUAGUGGUUUAUAUUUAGUUAUUAUUAAAUAUGAAUGCGAUGAAAAACGUUCAAAUCGUAUUCGUGAAGAAUUAAUACAUGAAUUUGAUCGCAUAGAAAAUGAAUCAAUACCAACAAUUGAAGUGCAUCCACGACCUCCACAAAUUAUAUUUAAUCAUAUACGUUAUUUAGAUAAACCAAAUUAUUCAUUAACUAUUAAAAAUAUUGAACAUAUUGUAAAAAUGAUUAAUGAUCCACCAAUAAUUUUUAUUGCAUUAAUUGAUUGUUUAAGAGAAUGUAAUAAUGUUGAUUUAUUGUAUAUAUUUAAUAAUGAAAUACAAGAUUCACUUGAUUUGAUACCAAUACAUAAUCAAAUCUAUGAAAAUAAUUAUAAUUUUACAAAUUAUUCAACAGCAGAAAUUUUUACAAUACUUUUACAUUCAUUACCACAACCAAUAAUAUCAUAUAAAAUGCAAGAUAAAAUACGUAUUUGUAAAUACAAAAGAAAAUUUAUCAAGACAAGAUGA
Rotaria sp. Silwood1 is the source of this 1011-nucleotide messenger RNA. The record is from the annotation of a GenBank genome assembly. NCBI's taxonomy places the organism in Eukaryota, Metazoa, Rotifera, Eurotatoria, Philodinida, Philodinidae.